AGCUUUGAGAGUUAAAUCCAUGGCUACCUCGGUUCUUGUUUAUGCUCCUGUGUGCAGAUAGGGAGAUACACACAUAGGGCUUGAGGCUUGAGUGGCACCGUCUGCAUUUCCAACCCUCAUGGCCUGUCUGGGGUUCAGGUGUCAUAGAAGGGCACAGAUGCCCCUAAGAGGAAGGCAGGUGGACAGCCCCUUGGGACUGUGUUGUCAACACUGGCAGAAAGGGACCCCAGGCCACAGGCCAUGCAGGCCAUGCAGGCCAGGGGCCCCAAAGUGCCACUCACGAUCUAUCUCACUCCUCUGGGACAGUCUGGGAGUGCCUGUCCAUUUCCCCCAUGAUUUCACUGAUGCUUUUAGGCACUAGGAUGCACUGGGGGAGCGGCUGUCCGUAAAUCCCUUCUUUGCCUUAUCUGUAGCAUAACACAGGCCUUCCCCAAGGGGUGGAAGCCUCUCCUCUGGCCUCUGUCUUCCUCCCACAUUGAGAUACUCAUCUUCCUUUGGGGGAGUGGGAGAGAGGGAGAGAGGGAGAGAGGACAUUGCUGGCCAUGCACAGAAAGCAUUCGUUUACUGUGUUAGUAUCGUUGGAAAAGAGGGCUGUUUUUCUCCUGGAUUGUUGUUUGCCUGGGUUCCACACCCUCCCACCCUGGGAAGGGAAGGAGGGAGAGGUUCCUCCGGCUUCUCUGCAGAAAGGGAGUCCUGGCGGGAGAGGGUGUGAACUGGUGUAGGAACAGGGGGCUACUCCUGUCCUGGUCCUCUGGAGUUUUUGCAUCAAUUAAAGCAAAUAAUGCUCCCUGUUUUCCACCAGGCCCGGACAAGCGAUUGGCCAAGGCCAGUCCCGUGACCACGAAUUCCCUGCAAUUUCGCUAGAGUCCUGGGUUUAAUAGAGAGAGUCCCCAUACGCUUGUAUUUAUCAGCAAUAUAUAAUAAUAAAGGCCCAAAAUUUAAAAAAAAAAAAAAAAAAAGAGAGAGAGAGCGCUAGAGAGCGAAAUCUCCCUCGCCCAAAAUCGCUCCAUUGCAGAAACCUUGGGGGGGGCAGGAGGGGGGGUCCCUCCCGAUCCUCCCUCCUGACGCCCCCCCCAGCAGCCCCCUCCCCCACCAUUGAAAGCCAUGAAUUUUGAAUUUGAGAGGGAGAUUGGUUUUAUAAACAGCCAGCCAUCGCUUGCCGAGUGUCUGACUUCCUUCCCCGCUGUCUUGGAGACAUUUCAAACUUCAUCAAUCAAGGAGUCGACAUUAAUUCCUCCUCCUCCUCCUUGCGAGCAAACCUUCCCCAGCCUCCAGCCCGGCGCCUCCACCCUUCAGAGACCCGGGAGCCGAAAGCGAGCCGAAGAUGGGCCUGCUCCACCGCCACCACCGCCGCCCCCGCCGCCUGUCCCCGCCGCCCCCCUGGCCCCCGAGUUUCCCUGGAUGAAAGAGAAGAAAUCCGCCAAGAAACCCAGCCAGUCCUCCUCGUCUCCGGCCCCGGCCGCAGCCUCCUUCCCGGCCUCCGCGGUCGGCUCGCCCGCAGCAGAUGGGCCGGGACUGCCGGAGGGCGGCGGUGGCGGCGGCGGUGGCGGCGGCGGGGCGCGCAGGUUGCGCACCGCGUACACCAACACGCAGCUGCUGGAGCUGGAGAAGGAAUUCCACUUUAACAAGUAUCUGUGCCGGCCUCGCCGCGUCGAGAUCGCGGCCCUGCUGGACCUCACCGAAAGGCAGGUCAAAGUCUGGUUCCAGAACCGGCGCAUGAAGCACAAGCGGCAGACGCAGCACCGAGAGCCGCCCGAAGGGGAGCCCGCCUGCCUGGGCGCGCUGGAGGACGCCGGCGACCCCGCCGAGGAUCCUGCGUCCAGCCCAGGCGGCCCCUCCGCCUCCCGGGUGGCACGGGACGCUUGCAUGGGCUCGGCCCAGAUGGCGCCCGGACUCCCGGGGGUGCCGGGCCCCGGGCCCCCGGCCGCUCCCGCGGAGGUCGCGGGUGCGCCGAGCCCUGAGCGCGCGCUGCGCAGAGCCGGCGCGCUGGAGACCCAGCCCUCGCCCGAAGACGGCUUCCCGGAGCGCCAGGACUCGCCUUUCCUGCCCGACCUCAGCUUCUUCGCCGCAGACUCCUGCCUGCAGCUGUCCGGAGGAGGCCUUUCUCCCACUCUGCAGGGCUCGCUCCACAGCCCGGUCCCCUUCUCCGAGGAGGAGCUAGACUUCUUUACUAGCUCGCUGUGCGCCAUCGACGUGCAGUUCCCCUGACCCGCGUCCUCCCACCUUCCCAUCCCGCACUCCGCGCCGGCUGCUGGGCGAAUCAGCCUCCUCCACCCCCAGUCGCAUUUACUUAUGUUUUUACUAAAAAUCCAGGUAUUACUGAGUUAGCGUUUCACCCACUCCCUUUCUUCUUUAUUUUUAAAUCACGCAGAAAAAUUCCGUUUGGUAGACUCCUUCCAACGAAAUCUCAGGAAUAAUUAAACUCGGGGGGGGAUUUCUGAGAAAGAACUAGAGGGACUUAUUUUCCUCCUUUUUUAAGUUUUAGACCGUAGAUUAUUUAUUAAAAUUAUUUAAUAAUAGGAAAAGGGGAAAGUAUUUAUUGUACAUUAUUUUCAUAGGUUAAAUAAAUGUCUUUAUAAUACAAAAAUGAGUGUUGGUAUGGAACCCGGCCCCUUCCCUGUCUCCCAGGUCUGGCCGCCCGGGCCCAGGACCCUGGUGAGGUUGGUCUGGUGCGGCGGCCCAGGCGCUGCGGCAAAGCCCCGGGGAUGGGCAGAGUCCGGGUGGUACAAAAGUGGCCCCGCGUGGCGGCCGCUUCUCAGGUCGGGGCUGCAGGAAGAGUGUGCGGGAGGUUGCUGGAUGCUUGCUCUGGUCCCUGUCCCCAAACAGAUGACUUUUGACUCUGUGCUGAUGUCCCCAGCCCUCUGCUUAGAAAUAAAGGCGGCCGGGUGGAAAGAGAGGGUGUGUUGGGGACAGAACAGAGGCUGGUGCAAGAACAGGAGGCCGAGUCGUGGCUGAAUUCAGAGGGGUCCUAGGCUCCCCAGAUUUCUGGCCUUUGUGCCCAAAGCCUGGAGAGGGCCCCGAGAUGCAGGCCUGGGCCUGGACCCGUGCAGGUGGCUCAGGACCGGGGCAGGGAUCGGGGUGUCCUCGGAUGCCCAAGCAUUGAAAGUGGCAUCCAAACGGACAACAGGACGAGAGGCCCGCUGAGGACCAGGGGCGGGCGGACCCCGCUGGUCUUCGGGGGUGGCCGGGGUCGGAGCGCACCCGUGCUAGCCAGCCUCGGGGACGCCGGGCCGCGGGGAAGCAGGAAGCGACCGGGAGCGCGGGAGGGAGGCGGGAAGGAGGAAGACGUCAAGAUGGCGCUGGGGCUGCCGGGGAGGACGCGGCGGCGGCGGCGGCCAU
Chinchilla lanigera (long-tailed chinchilla) is the source of this 3339-nucleotide messenger RNA. RefSeq names its product homeobox B2 (gene Hoxb2). The transcript is spliced from 2 exons. Gene Ontology annotation, biological process: regulation of DNA-templated transcription. Gene Ontology annotation, molecular function: DNA binding; DNA-binding transcription factor activity, RNA polymerase II-specific. The record is from RefSeq and is a predicted model, not a curated record. The coding region runs from base 1105 to 2208 and encodes 367 amino acids. Lineage: Eukaryota; Metazoa; Chordata; Mammalia; Rodentia; Chinchillidae.